UAUCAUCGUCUCGAACGGGACGCAAAGAAGAAAUCCCAAAGCCAUGGAUUCGCAGGAGAAGGUGAAGAAGUCCCUCGAGGCCGCCGGCGAGGAGAUCGUCUCCACGGCCACACUCAACUCCUUGCCUCCCCGCUUCUACGAUGCCUUCAUCGUCAAAGGUCUCCGCAUAGACGCCAUCGAGCAUGGCCGCGUCCUCUGCUCCAUGACCGUCCCUCCCCGCCUACUCAAUACGGGGAAUUUCCUGCACGGGGGCGCAACGGCGUCGCUGGUUGAUAUCGUGGGAUCGGCGGCUUUCUAUAGUGUUGGGGUGGUGAGCAGUGGUGUCUCCCUUGAGAUCAGUAUCUCUUAUCUCGACUCCGCUUUCGUCAAUGAAGAGAUUGAGAUUGAAGCCAAGGUUUUGCGAGCUGGAAAGGCCGUCGGAGUUUCCACAGUGGAGAUCCGAAAGAAGAAGACCGGAAAGUUAAUAGCUCAGGGCCGGCAUACCAAGUAUCUCGCUGCAAGCAGCAAGCUAUGAGUCUGAACUAUAUACUGUAUGAAUAACUCAUCCUCCAGCAGAAGCCUUUCCAAUGAUCUGCAGAAGGCUUUAGAUACUACACAAUUUACCAUUUACUACUUACCAUUUGAAAUGAUUUCGGAUCAUGAUCUAGAACCAUUGUGAUGUAUGUUGUUACGGAGUUUGUGAUGAAUAUCAUGUAUGCAAGGAUUACUGAAUUAUUGUCGAUGAUUAUAAUAUAUAUAUUGCUUGUAAAGUUUCUCCA
Messenger RNA from Dioscorea cayenensis subsp. rotundata (Guinea yam), 758 nucleotides. RefSeq names its product acyl-coenzyme A thioesterase 13. The coding region runs from base 44 to 514 and encodes 156 amino acids. The record is from RefSeq and is a predicted model, not a curated record. The transcript has 3 exons. Gene Ontology annotation, molecular function: fatty acyl-CoA hydrolase activity. NCBI's taxonomy places the organism in Eukaryota, Viridiplantae, Streptophyta, Magnoliopsida, Dioscoreales, Dioscoreaceae.